GGCAUUCCCGGAGCAGGAGGGCGGAGCCGCCGCAGAUCGCAAAGAGCAUGUGGACGCUCGGGCGCCGCGCGGUUGCCAGCUUCCAGCUCCGCUCGGCGCUCCCGGGCUUCGCCCCUACACGCACCGGGGCCCCGCGGCCGGCGAAGGACCCCUCGUUCUCCGGCCCCCGGGGCCUGCGCAUCGGAACCGCCAAGGCCCGCGCGCGCAGCCGGUCCAGUUUGAGCCUCCGCUGCCUCAACCAGACCCUGGAUGUCAAAAAGCAAAGUGUCUGCUGGAUAAAUUUGAGGACAGCGGGAACUUUGGGUGAUGCUGGCACUUUGGACGAUACCACCUAUGAAAGACUGGCCGAGGAGACGCUGGACUCCUUAGCAGAGUUUUUUGAAGACCUUGCAGAUAAACCGUACACGUUUGAAGACUAUGAUGUCUCCUUUGGGAGUGGUGUUCUAACAAUUAAACUGGGUGGAGAUCUAGGAACCUACGUGAUCAACAAGCAGACUCCAAACAAGCAAAUCUGGUUAUCUUCACCAUCCAGCGGCCCCAAGCGUUACGACUGGACUGGGAGAAACUGGGUAUAUUCCCACGAUGGUGUGUCCCUCCACGAGUUGCUGGCCACAGAGCUGACUCAAGCCUUAAAGACCAAGCUGGACUUAUCUGCUCUGGCCUACUCUGGAAAAGACACUGGCUGCCCAACCCAAUGCUAAAGACAUGAAAAGCUCUAAAGCCAAGACCCCAGCCUUGUUCUGCAGCUGAAUGGCUAGCUUUUUCCGUUCCUGCCUUUGAGGACAGUUGCAUUGUAUGUAACAGCUCUGUGAAAAGACUGUGUCGCCUUCCACCCUGCCCCGAGUUUAGAUUUUUAAUUUCCAUAGAGUUUUUUUCUGAAUGUUUUGUCUGAUUUCCUCCCUCACGUGAUAGCCCUUAUGUUUCAUAAUGUCUGUAUGCCCAUACCUUUAUAUAUAAACUCACAACUAAGAAAAACAAGAAGGAUAAAUUCUAGGAGGAGAAAUAAAUGGGCUUGACCAUUCAUUCUUUGAAGGACUUACUACAAAAACUGCAUGAAGAGUAUUUGGCCAACCUCAUCAUACUAUCUCAAAAUGAGACUUAUUAAAGGGAAGCCUAAAAUGUUCCUCCUCCUCUUGAAAGUGUAAACACUUCUAAGCCCUUUAGUACUGAAGCAUCAGUGGUAACUCAGGAACUGUCAAACGAAGACUAUUUUCUCUUUGUGCUUUGUGACCCAGGGUGUGAUGGGGCAACACAGGAAGUGUCUUCCAUAUGUGCAUGUAUAUGCACAUACACAUUUACGUGUGUGUAUACAUAUUUUUUUUUAAGGAUCAGUAUAGCAUAAGCUAUUGAAACACAGGUCAGAGUAUGCAAAAAGUCUCCCAAAGACCGGGGGGAGGCGGGGAGCCAUCUCCCUAAACUCAUGGCUAUAGUAUAAUAAACGAGGUCAUGGAGCUAAGGAGGUGCUUGGCAAAUUGUGAAAGCCCACAUAAAUGAAAAGAUGUUGGUGUAGCAGAAUAAAACUUAACUCUCAA
Cervus elaphus (red deer) is the source of this 1532-nucleotide messenger RNA. RefSeq names its product frataxin (gene FXN). Bases 48 to 701 code for a protein of 217 amino acids. NCBI's taxonomy places the organism in Eukaryota, Metazoa, Chordata, Mammalia, Artiodactyla, Cervidae. Gene Ontology annotation, biological process: iron incorporation into metallo-sulfur cluster; intracellular iron ion homeostasis. Gene Ontology annotation, molecular function: ferroxidase activity; ferric iron binding; iron chaperone activity. The record is from RefSeq and is a predicted model, not a curated record. Gene Ontology annotation, cellular component: mitochondrion. The transcript has 5 exons.